CAGUGACCCCCCUCCCGUGUCCGCUGAACGAUAACGAGAGAGACCCAACCCAGAGAAACUAAAACUUAAUAACCUAACUUGCUCUACAGAAGAGACCGAACAUCUCAGGAUGACAGCAGCGCGUGGUCCUCAGUCCUCCUAUAAGAAGUAUUUUGGUGGGGAAAGGAACAUGAGCCACUCGUCCUCCUACCCUUCCAGCCGACAGCUGUACUCCAACCCGGUGGCGGUGCGCUCCUCUCGGGUCUCUUUCGGUCUGUCCUCCGCCGCUCCGGGGGUCUACGCAACCAGGACCCAGCGGCUCCGCAGCAGCGCCCCGAUGCCCCGGCUGUCCUCCGAAACCCUGAACUUCUCUCUGUCCGACGCCGUGAACUCCGAGUUCAAGACCAACCGGACCAACGAGAAGGCUCAGAUGCAGUCGCUCAACGACCGCUUCGCGAGCUAUAUCGAGAAGGUCCGUUUCCUCGAGCAGCAGAAUAAGAUCCUGCAGGCAGAGCUCGAGCAGCUACGAGGGAAGGGCACGUCCCGAUCCCGCAUCGGGGACCUGUACGAGGACGAGAUGCGCGAGCUGCGGCGACAGGUGGACCAGCUGACGAACGAGAAGGCGCGAGUGGAAGUGCACCGGGACAACCUGUCUGAUGAUAUAGACCGGCUCAGAGAGAAACUGCAGGAGGAGAUGAUGCAGCGCGAGGAAUCUGAGAGUACCAUGCAGAGCUUCAGAGGGGAUGUGGACAACGCAGCUCUGUCUCGUCUGGACCUGGAGAGGAAGGUGGAGUCGCUUCAGGAGGAGAUCAACUUCCUGAAGAAACUACACGAUGAGGAGCUGUUGGAGCUGCAGUCUCAGGUGCAGGUGUCGCAGCAGGUGCAGAUGGACAUUGAUGUGGUGAAGCCAGACCUGACGGGCGCUCUCAGGGACGUCCGCUCUCAGUACGAGAACCUGGCCUCCAAGAACAUGCAGGAGUCCGACGACUGGUACAAGUCUAAGUUUGCUGACCUGACUGAUUCUGCAGCCCGUAACAACGAGUCUCUACGGAUUGCUAAGCAGGAGGCUAAUGACUACAGACGCCAGGUGCAGGCACUCACCUGUGAGAUCGAUGCCCUGAAGGGAAGCAAUGAGUCUAUGGAGCGACAGAUGAGGGAGAUGGAGGAGAACUUCAGUAUGGAGUCGUCUGGUUACCAGGACAACGUCAGUGGUCUGGAGGAGGACAUUAGGAACAUGAAGGAUGAGAUGGCCAGACACCUCAGAGAAUACCAGGAUCUCCUCAAUGUCAAGAUGGCUCUGGACAUAGAGAUAGCUACCUACAGGAAACUACUGGAGGGAGAGGAGAGCAGAAUCACCUCUCCAUUGCCAAACUUCUCCUCCUUAAACCUGAGAGAAACCAUGAUGGAUUCCAGACCCAUGGUUGAAACCACAAUGUCCAAAAAGGUUCUGAUAAAGACGAUCGAGACCAGAGAUGGACAGGUGAUCAAUGAGUCCAUGAACCAUGACGACCCCAUCGAUGUCUUCAACUAGAGACCAGCCAUCUACAACACAGAAAAACAUAGAUGAUAUUUGUAUCUAGAUUCUAUUUCUGUAACCCGCAGCCAUAAACAAUAUAUCUGUCUGUUAUAUAUCUGGAUUAUGUUUCUGGACCAUUCCCCCAGACAGGACUACCUACCCACGGUAAACAACCAGACAGGACCACCUACCCACGGUAAACACUCUGACAGGACUACCUACCCACGGUAAACAACCAGACAGGACUACCUACCCACAGUAAACAACCAGACAGGACCACCUACCCACGGUAAACACCCUGACAGGACUACCUACCCACGGUAAACACCCUGACAGGACUACCUACCCACGGUAAACAACCAGACAGGACUACCUACCCACGGUAAACACCCUGACAGGACUACCUACCCACGGUAAACAACCAGACAGGACCACCUACCCACGGUAAACACCCUGACAGGACUACCUACCCACGGUAAACACCCUGACAGGACUACCUACCCACGGUAAACAACCAGACAGGACUACCUACCCACAGUAAACAACCAGACAGGACCACCUACCCACGGUAAACACCCUGACAGGACCACCUACCCACGGUAAACACCCUGACAGGACUACCUACCCACUGUAAACACCCUGACAGGACUACCUACCCACGGUAAACACCCUGACAGGACCACCUACCCACGGUAAACACCCUGACAGGACUACCUACCCACGGUAAACACCCUGACAGGACUACCUACCCACGGUAAACACCCUGACAGGACCACCUACCCACGGUAAACACCCUGACAGGACUACCUACCCACGGUAAACACCCUGACAGGACUACCUACCCAUGGUAAACACCCUGACAGGACCACCUACCCACGGUAAACAACCAGACAGGACUACCUACCCACGGUAAACAACCAGACAGGACUACCUACCCACAGUAAACACCCUGACAGGACUACCUACCCACGGUAAACAACCAGACAGGACUACCUACCCACGGUAAAUACCCUGACAGGACUACCUACCCACGGUAAACAACCAGACAGAACUACCUACCCACAGUAAACACCCAUCCAAACCUGCUUCAAGUGUCUUGUUACUGUGUGAGCCUGCUAGAAUAUUCCACCUGUUGUGAGCUAGACGUUAGGGCUGAGACUGUUAUUCUAGGACAUGUUUGCACUACUUCUAGGUGGUGGACAGGGAGAGAAGAGAGAGAGGGAAUGGAGAGACUCUAGAGUCGACAGAAACAUUACAUUUGUCGUCACAGCAAUAUUUUGUUAACUCUGUAAAAACCAGUCAAUGUUACCAGAUACAAUAUAAUUAUUUGUCUGAAUGAACCAGCUGGCCUGUCCUUCACGGCCUGUCCUUCACGGCCUGUCCUUCACGACCGGUCCUACAUCUGUCAGUCUGGCGGAAGAGCAACACAUGAAACACUGUUCAUCUAAAGAACAAUAAAACUGGCAGACAGACA
Molecule: messenger RNA, 2969 nt
Organism: Oncorhynchus keta (chum salmon)
Lineage: Eukaryota; Metazoa; Chordata; Actinopteri; Salmoniformes; Salmonidae
Product: vimentin A2-like
Exons: 9
Coding region: 110-1510 (466 amino acids)
Biological process (GO): intermediate filament organization
Cellular component (GO): axon; cytoplasm; plasma membrane
Molecular function (GO): structural constituent of cytoskeleton
Source: RefSeq, a predicted model, not a curated record